AUUGACAUACCAUGAGGACCCUUAGCGUCUUGAUAUCUCUUGCAACUCUGUUUGCCUUGUGUGCUGCCCAGCAAACCGUUAACGGCAAUCACGGACGGGAGAAUGCCUUCUCGAAGAUCGUUCCCCGUUUGCUGUGGAACAUCAAGCGCGGAGAGCACCAGGAGAGCCAUCGAAACACCCAGCAGCCCAUCAUAAUAGUGCAGCAGCCCAGCCCGAGCUCGGACCACGAGUUGGACAGACACCACCACCACCACAACCCGCACUACCCCUACUACCCGUACUACCAGCCACCCCCACCGCCGCCCAGCCGUCCACCCCCGCAGUUUCCCGGAAUGGAAUACCUGAACAGUGCCGGUGGCGGACCCACCUACUUGAUCAUCAACCCCAACAACAUGCAGGGCAUCUACCUGCCGGCCAGCAGUUCCAACAGCUCCAACUCCACCAGUUCCCGCCGCAGCGCUUUCGUGCCCUCCAUCGCCGAUUUGCUGCAGGGCCUCAGUCUGGACGACCUUGCCGAUGGCAGCCUGUUCGAGAACGACUCCGAAGUGGUGGACGCGGCAGAGGACGGAAUCGGGGCUCCCAGCUCUGAGGAUUCCACCCAGGCUGUCCAGGCUGCCCAGGCUGUCCAGGCUGUCCAGGCUGCCCAGACUGACGACGAUCGCGAGGAGGAUGAGAUCAGCGAGGACGUGGUCGAGGCCGUCGAGCGGCAGACCAACCGUGGUCUAAGUCCCAAGCAGCUGGUCUCGAUCAUAAUGCAGGACAAGCGGCGUCGCCGCAUCCAGGAGGUUCUGGCCGGCAUCUAUCUGAGGAACUACAGCCUGAACAGAAAGUAA
Molecule: messenger RNA, 833 nt
Organism: Drosophila elegans
Lineage: Eukaryota; Metazoa; Arthropoda; Insecta; Diptera; Drosophilidae
Product: transcription factor Sox-1
Exons: 2
Coding region: 12-833 (273 amino acids)
Source: RefSeq, a predicted model, not a curated record